Toxotes jaculatrix (banded archerfish) is the source of this 9651-nucleotide messenger RNA. Its product is annotated as potassium voltage-gated channel subfamily C member 1-like. Gene Ontology annotation, biological process: protein homooligomerization; potassium ion transmembrane transport. NCBI's taxonomy places the organism in Eukaryota, Metazoa, Chordata, Actinopteri, Toxotidae. Gene Ontology annotation, cellular component: dendrite membrane; neuronal cell body membrane; axon. The record is from RefSeq and is a predicted model, not a curated record. Bases 69 to 2042 code for a protein of 657 amino acids. The transcript is spliced from 5 exons. Gene Ontology annotation, molecular function: protein binding; delayed rectifier potassium channel activity.
UCCUCAGACUCCUCCCUCCUCCUCCUCCCUUCGGUCUCUCUCAUCCUCUCCCUCCCCCCCGGUCCUCUAUGCUCAGUUCGGUGUGUGUAUCCUCUUUCAAAGGGCGCAAGGGUGGGAACAAGUCGUCCAACAAAGCAUGUUACAGUGCAGACAUGACUUGUCCGUCGGAAAGCGAGAAAAUCGUGAUAAACUGCGGGGGGGUGCGGCAUGAGACCUACCGGAGCACCCUAAAAACGUUGCCCGGUACCCGCUUGUCGUGGCUCACCGAACCGGACGCGUUCAGCAACUUCGACUACGACCCCAAAUUAGACGAGUUCUUCUUCGACCGCCACCCGUCAGUGUUUUCCUUCAUCCUCAACUAUUACCGCACCGGGAAGUUGCACUGUCCCAAUGAUGUGUGCGGUCCCCUGUUCGAAGAGGAGCUCGCCUUCUGGGGCAUCGAUGAGACGGACGUGGAGGCGUGUUGCUGGAUGAAUUACCGGCAGCACCGGGAUGCGGAGGAGGCGUUGGACAGCUUCGAGACACCAGAACCGGACGCGCCGGACGACGAUCCAGCACUAGGCGGUGCGGAUGGGGACUUGAAAAGACUGUGCAUGCAGGAGGACGCGAGGAAAUCGGGCUGGUGGAAAACCUGGCAGCCCAAAAUAUGGGCACUGUUUGAAGACCCGUAUUCCUCCAAAUAUGCCCGGUAUGUGGCAUUCGGCUCCCUAUUCUUCAUCCUCAUCUCCAUCUCCACUUUCUGCAUGGAGACGCAUGAGGCCUUCAACACCAUCGUCAACAAGACAGAGAACGUCACAGUGGGCAACACAACCCGUGAAGAGAUUGUAUACGAGGUGGUGACUGACAGCUGGUUGACAUACGUGGAGGGUGUGUGUGUCAUCUGGUUCACCAUCGAGGUCCUGCUGCGAGUCACCUUCUGCCCAGAUAAGUUAGAAUUCUUCAAAAGCACCCUCAACAUCAUCGACUUUGUCGCCAUCCUGCCCUUCUAUCUGGAGGUGGGCCUGAGCGGUCUGUCCUCCAAAGCUGCCAAGGAUGUCCUGGGGUUCCUACGUGUCGUCCGAUUUGUCCGUAUCCUCCGAAUCUUCAAGCUCACCCGCCACUUUGUGGGUCUCCGUGUCCUUGGCCACACCCUUCGUGCCAGCACCAAUGAAUUCCUCCUGCUCAUUAUCUUCUUAGCCCUUGGUGUCCUCAUCUUUGCCACUAUGAUCUACUAUGCUGAAAGAAUUGGCGCAGACCCAGAUGACCCAACAGCCAGCGCCCACACCAACUUCAAGAACAUCCCCAUCGGAUUCUGGUGGGCCGUGGUGACCAUGACCACGCUGGGCUAUGGAGAUAUGUAUCCGGAGACGUGGUCAGGGAUGCUGGUGGGUGCGCUCUGUGCCUUGGCUGGUGUGCUGACCAUUGCUAUGCCUGUACCUGUCAUUGUCAACAACUUCGGCAUGUACUACUCUCUGGCCAUGGCCAAACAAAAGCUGCCCAAAAAGAAGAACAAACAUAUCCCCCGAGCACCCCAGCCAGGGUCCCCCAACUACUGCAAGCCCGAUGCCCUGGCAAUGGCUACUGCAUCACCACAAAGGAUCUUGGGAAAUGUUCUCGGUGGAGUGAUGGGUUCUGGAGGCAUAGGGGGUGACUGUCCUCUCGCCCAAGAAGAAAUUAUAGAGAUUAACAGAGAUUCCAAGCAGAACGGUGAUGCAGCCUCGGCCGCCCUGGCUAACGAGGACUGCCCCACCAUCGACCAGGUGCUGAGCCCGGAUGAGAGGAGCCCUAUCGGGCGUGGGCCUACCCGGGAACGCUACCAGCAGGACCGCGCCUGCUUCCUGCUCAACACCAGGGAAUUCCGUGCCACAGAUGGGAAUGUGCGGAAAGGUUGUGUCAUAUCACGCGUGUCAACGGGCUAUGAGAAAUCUCGCAGCCUCAAUAACAUAUCGGGAAUGGCUGGGUCAUCACUGCGGCUUGCUCCUAUCACUAGCCCACCCUUUGAAACCUAUGAGGCCCCAGGACCACUGCGUCGCUGUCGUUCCCCCAUCCCGUCCAUUUUGUAGCAGAAAGGCUGGCUAUGAUUGGAUGAUAAGAGAUGCAGUAGAUUAUCUAAUGGACUGAUCGCACUAAAGCCUCCAUUUGAAUUGUACACCGUGCAAAAACAAUAGCAAUAACAUAAAAAGAACUUGAAUGUAGAAAGAAUGACCUCUUGUCUUGUGAAUCCCAUGGUUUAUGAUGCAUGCGUCAGGUUAGCUGAUGGAGGUCAAAAACAAACUUUAGUUUUAAAGUUACACUGUUAUUUUAAAUUAUUAGAAGAAAUGUAAAAAAAAAAAAAAAAUCAAUUGGUUUGUAAAUAAAAUAGAGUCAGAGGUUAAAAAAAGAUUAUGAAAACGUGCACAGUUACAUCUCAAAACUAAGUGUUUAGAUGGACAUCCAUUUUUGUGUGUUCUGGACCAAACAAAACUGAGCUCACAGCACUGUCCAGAGAAGUGACCAUGAAACUUCAGUUCAUUUAGCCAAAGACAAAAACACAUUUAUAGAUUAGAUUGAUGUUGAAUAGGUUUCUACUUCCUGUCUUUUGUGAAUUUUCAUGUGUGUAUAGUGUAGAUAUCAUUUUGGUAAUAAUCUCUCUCGAAAAAAGAAAAACAGACUCGGCCUCUAUAAGUCUCACUAUUAACACCAACUUUUGAAAUUUAUUAUGAAAUCAUUGUACAUGAUGUCAAAGCUAAAAAAAAGAAAAAGAAAAGAAAAAGCGAAAACAGUAGCUAAUAUACUGCUAAGAUAAUACCAUAAAAGCCAUCUCAAUUGUAGUUUGCUUUAUUACAUUGCUGUUAGAAUCCCAUAUAUUCAGUUGCUCCCUUGCAGUGUACAGUUAAAGGUCUAUUCAGUCGUUUUAUUUGGCAGGUACAAGCAUGCUAAUAUCUAUAUUUUAUAUUAAAUGCAGGUAUAACAAUCAUAAAAAACAUGUUUUAUUAUAUGCCACAAAAAAUAUUUACAUUUUCUCACUACCAUAUAGGCUGCCAGAUCUGCAAAUAAUGUACCAAUGUACACCACUGGCUAUGGCUUGGACAAAAUGUUAUAUGAAAUUUUGUAUUUGUGAAGUACCAGAUAUCAUGUUUUUAGCAUCUGAAACUGGGGGAAAUGAUAUCCUUGGUGGUUAAUGUUGUUAGGGCAGCUGAAGACCUCAUGGGUAGGACUGUUUGACUGGCUGCAUACCAGCUGUGUUUUGUUUCCCAAACAGGAGCACAAUUUAGCGAUCAGAUCCUCUGUUCACAUUUUCUAUUUGAUGAUAGUAAAUGACUGAGUGGACCUUUGAACAAAUGGACAGUCAUGUAAAUGAACUAUGUGCUUGCAGGUCUACAAUUUUUCAAAGAAAUCUAGAUGCAGUGUAUUUAGAAAGCUACUUAAGACAAUAAAGUAAAUACAACCUAUAAAGUCAAAUAUGGAUGACUACAUAAUCAAUAAUAUAGUUUAAACAAAUACAAGCACUUUACUAACUGUCGGAGUUAAUUUACUAACCUUUAAAGCUUGCAUGUUGGCACAUUACACAGAUUUUUACAAAACAUGAAUAAGCUGAACAUGUGAGACCGACCUACUAAACACAUCUCUAGCAAAGGAUGUUCAGCUUUUCUAAAUAUGUGUUUUGCUUCUGCUUCACUUUUUGUUUUUUGUUUUUUUGUUUUUUUAAUUUUUAGUUUUUUUCUCAUUAUUUUUUUUGUUUUUGGUUUGAAUGUUUAUCUAAAAAAAGUUUAAAUAUAUAUACAAAUUAAAAUUACUAAACACAGUGGUUACAAUAUAACCUCUCCCUCAAUAACUGAUCAUAAACAAUCUCUUUCAGUCAAUUUGUAGCUUUUAUUUUUGUAACUGAGGACCUUCCUAAAAUCACCCUCACAUGACAAUAGAUCUUAUGUUAGAAGUUGAGCAAAAAAAGAUUACAAAAUAAUAACACAUUCACAUAUGCAAUAAACAUGCAAUAUUACUUUAAUGCUGGAGAACAUGCUGUGCACAUACAUAUGUAAAUAUGCAGAUCUAUUUUUAAUCCUUAAAAUGCACAGACUUAGUAGGCAGUCUACUUAUCUUUGAUUUAGCUGUUGCAGAUUUAAGUGUCCAAAAGUAUUACGAUGACUUGAGCCAUUUUUCUUUCAAGUCCAUGUGGUCUUACAGACUUUUUCAAUGUUCUAGCUGCCAUUUUUUUAUUGUUUUAGUUUUGUAAUAAUUUUAUAAUUUUAUAUUUUCUUCACUUGUACUGGUAAUGUGUAUUUCAUUGUAAGAAAUUACUUUUCUGUACCACUGAUUGUCACAAAUAUCAUUUGUUGAAAAAGAUACAGUUUUAUUUAACUGUCCUUAAGUUGUUUAACAAACAAAUGUAGCAGUGUAGCAACACUGAAAUCAUGAGGAAAAACUGUAAGUGCUUUACAACCAAUACUUUUUUUGCAGGAGUUUAGAGAGUCAGGUCCUGAUAUUCUUACUGUCAGAAUCUAUGGUCCAUUUUGUCGAAAUAUUGAUGUGCUUCCAGACCCCUAAGCUUUGAGAACUUAGAUAUGCAGUGUUAUGAUUGAAGAUGAGAGCUAUGGUUUCACUUGAAUGUUUGCUUGAAUCUGUUGUCGACUGGAGUUUGAGAAGUUUGUAAAAGUCGUAGUGUCUCAUUUAGGAUAGUUCCUACCAUAAGGUCACUGCAAGAAGUAAUGCUUGCUUCAUCUGAUACGGGUUUUUGAAGGCCAUCGAACAUAAUUUCAGAACAAAGUUACAAAUAGUCAUGCUUAUACACAAUAUAUUUCACCAUUAUGAUGUCAAAAAAAAUUACAAUAAUUCAGUGUUGUCUGAAAAUGUCUGAAACAGCAUGCAGAACUUUGUUCCUCCAGUGAGAGCAGCUGCUUAAUGUAUAAUGUCCACCUGAACUUGGAAACUCUGGGAUAUUGCAUUUUUAAAUCGAUUUAACUUGCAGAAAGACCUUUUUGUGAGCAUGUAAUGAGUACAGAUUGACAGACCUGGGUUCAGUCCUCAGAGCUAAUCUUAGUCCGCAUCAUCAAACCUGGUCUUCUGUAAGUUUUGCUAGCAUCACUUCUCACAGUGCACAAAAACUUAUUAAACCUUUUCGGCGCACAUGCAUACUGUGUAAUCUUAGAAUGACUCCACAAUGUGGAUGUUACAGUUCGCAGAUACUCUGAAUAAUUCUCUUAUGCCACGUUAUUUGGAGUGUACAUUUUCUGUUACAGUCAAGGAAAAUGUCCGUCCAUGCUACAUAUCUGCAGUGGAAAGUUUUUCUUUAAUGCUACAAUUGACUGUCAGUGGGAGAGAGGAGUAACAUACUGUAAUCUUAAAACACCACCACUUGAAUUUCAACAUGUAUGAUUAUAGAAGUACUGUAUUUCUUCCUGUUUGCUUUCUAUUGUAUGCAAAUGGAUUCGAAGAAUGUCAUACCUGUGAUUCUGUUGCGUUUAAAGGGUCAUAUCCCAUAGUUGUUGCCAAUGCAAAUCACCUAGGAGAUUCUGAAGUAAACAUUGCUUAAGUAAAUAAAACAGUAAGUGCCUCUAUGAGGCCCCUUUAGGCUCUGAUGUCAAUUUAGGAGUUCAUGCAAACUAGCUAGAUUUAACUAGCUAAACCUUCAAAGCAAUGCUUAAUAGGUCAGUGGUUAUUAUUGAAUAUGUACAUAUCUGUAUCUACACAUGUGAAUACAUUAAAGUCAUAUGAAAUUAAUAUAUCUAUGUAUACUCUCUGAGUGUGGGCAGGAGGAUUCAUAAGAACGGAGUCAGAAAGGUGAAUGGUUUUAUCCUGCAGAUCAGUGAAGUGCCGAACCAACCUAACUACACUACAGAAGUGUGUACAUAUGUGUUCUGUCUGUCUUUCAAAAACAAAGUACUGUUAUUCAUUUCUAUUCUGUCGGUGCUAUACAGUACUAAACAUAUUUUUAGCUAUAUCACCUGGUAAUCUGGGAGUAAGAAUUAUACACAUAAUGCACUGUGGUGGAAAUACUGUAACUUGGAUCUGCAUCAGUCAAUAAGCUGUUAUGAUUUACAAUACCAGCACCGUGUGUAACAACACAAAGGGUGCUUUGGCACUGCUUCAGGACGUUACUGGUGCCAGAACAAAGACACAGGAAGAGCAAAAAGUUUGGUUUCUAUCCAAACAAACAGUCGUGUGUUAGAAUCUAAUAAUGAAUAAUAUCUUUAGACUUGUGUAUGUGUGCACUGGCCUUUUGUGAAAAUUUAACACAGUAGAAGGGAAAUAUGGGAAUCUAUACAUCUGGCACCAAGACUCCAUUAACUUAUUUGUGAUUUUGUGAAGAAAUAUUAGGGAAAUUAUGCAGAUUUAUGCAUCUGGCACCAGAAGAAGGUCCUGCUUACAUGAUCCAAAUACUAUUUCAAUACAGUUAUUAAGUCUUUGGUUAAUGGGUCAGCAACUAUGGUGGUUUAGUGCUGAUUGUUCCUAACGUAAGCUGCAGUUUCUUGUAGGAUGACAAAGUUCCUAACAUUUACUGUACAACUGGCCUUUAAAAAAUGUGAACCGAGUUUUGCUUUUCUCUGGCGAAACCUACAACUAAUACAGAGGAAAUUGACAGAAGAAGAGGGUGAAGUGAAGAGCAGACGGGAAGAGCUAAUGUGGCUGCUAUAAGAGAUCAUGUUUGUGUUGUGGGUUGAUGUGUGCUGGUGAGACCAGAACAGAAGUGUUUAAUCUCCCAGUAAAUAAUGCAGGAUGCCAGCACAUGUGAUUCAGGAAUUGUUUGCCAUAACUGUAGGCGAAGAAAUAAAAAUGCUCUGCCUACUGUUGUUGACAAAUAUGCUCUUGAAUUUGCACCUGUGUUUGCAAGAUGCAUACUGUGAAGUUGGGGGUUAAGCUUCCUGAAAUGGUGUCAGCAAAGUCUUUAAAUCCACUAUUUGCUUUACAACAACAGUACAACAAUCUCUUUUUUUUAAUGUGAAAACUUCCAUGAAUAGCACUGAGUAUGUUUGUAUGUGUCCAUCUGUCAAAAAUGUGUUUUUCUGUGAAGUGUACAUAUCAUUCAAAUCAAACUGUUUGCACACACACACACACACACACACACACACACACACACACACACACACACACACACACACACACACACACACACACACACACACACACACACACACAUACACACAUACAUUAGUGAAUAAUCAUCAUCUCCCUAUAACCUAAUUAUGUUCUUUGAAAUGCUCUGUACAUAAAUCACUCCUGUAAAGAUGAUGGCUUUAUUUAUUGAGAGCUGGCAGAGUGGAGAGCUUGGUGCUGGUCAGUUGGCUGGCAGCUUGCUUCUCUCAGUCUGUUGUUUGUUUUUCUAAUAUUGUCAGCCACAGGUUUUAAUGUCACCAUUUCCUAUGUGCCUAAAUUCUUUCUGUAUGUUGGAGGCAGACUGUUUUUGUAGCUGUACUAGAGUUGUCAUUACAGUUUAAAUUUGUGCACUUCAUUCUGACAUGCACAGUUAACCAGCAGUUUACAGGUAAUGGUAAUCCCCGAUUACUUCCCCAUUGCACAUAAUGUCAGUAACACUACGAAACUGUGUUAUGAAAAUUCGCGUAAUUGGCAAAUUCCAAAUAUGAAAACAAGAAAAAUCCUCAAUUUACGGCCAAGAUUGGUUUAUAUUAGUCAAGCACUUCUAUAAACCAAUCUGGAUACACGUGCUUACUCGUAAUGUUACAAGUUUAGUGAAGUUUUAGUUUCACUGACCAUGAUUUCUUACAAAGAAUGUCUGUUCUCUGUGAACUUAAUAUUAAUGGCUUUCUGUUCUUGUCUUCACAGUGUUAAGUUUCUAGCAUUCGCCUUCUCUCUAAUGAGGAGUCAGUAACCGGUAAACACAAAUUUGCGGCGGGAGCCACGUAAGCGACAGGGGUGACACGGAUGGACAGUUUAAAGGAGAUCUUUGGGGUGACAAGAGAGAGACCAGAGGUUAAUCAUGAAUUUAAAAAAAAUCAUAUGGUCUGCUCCUCACGUUGUUACCAAAGCAGCCUCUUGGAACUCGACCAUACUUUUGACAACUGUCUGACUGACCUUUUUGCUUUUGUUUUUUGUUUUUAUUUUUCUCUUUUUCUGGGCAACCUGACUGAGCAUUGCACUGACACACUUUUGGGAGAGAAAAGGACUCCUGAUUACACAUUCCAGAUGACAUCUCUCUGACAACAUUAUACUCGCCAUCUUGUAUGAUGACCAACUCAGUACCAUAUACAGUGCUGAACAACUGCGCAACUUCACAAGUUUCCGAAAAAAAAGAAAAAAAAAACUAAACAAACAAAAACUUGUCUUCACAAAGGACUGAAUGAACAAUGUAGCAUCUCUGCUAACAUAUUGUAGCAUUUGUUGGCUGGGAAAUAACUUGAUUCAAUCCAUCAACAGUUCGAAGAGAGAGGAAUUUAUGCAUUCAAGGGAUCUUUUAGAUGUCAUUUUCCUCUUGGGUUCCUUUCCACUGAAGAAAAAAACAAUAUAUAUAUAUAUAUACACAGAAAGUACAUGAGAGACAAAGGAUUGUUCUUACUCAUUUAAACUUGACAUUCCAAAAAAAAGAGAGAAAUGCACUAAAUUAUAAAUAGUGCAAAUGAAAUCAAUCACAAAUGCACAGUAUCUAACAACACCCAUACUAUAGUCCCUCAUUCAGGUUUAUCUUGUAUCGCAUGUUUGCCACUGAACCUAUGUCUUCCAUUCACUUCUAUCAGACUGAAACACUGCCCUUCUCACAAGUACUGAGAUAAUCAAAAACAACGUAUGAAGCACAUGUAGCAUCAGCUCAGACAGAUCAUGUAUGACAUUUACUGUACAUUUAGACUCACCCAAAACAUUUCGCCAUAUGAAAAUGGUGGAAAAAGACUUUAUCUCUCAUGUACUUAAGUGGGCUAGCCCGAAAAUCCAACGUGGGAUACCAAAGGUCCUGUAGCAUGCACUUGCUGAAUGACCUUCUGUAAAUGUAUUUUAGAUUAGGAGAAAUAUUUCAUUUAGGAUGAAGUUUGUACUCGCCUUCAUACUGGCCACUGUCUCUGUUUAGUACAAAGUCAUUCCUCUAAAAGAACUUAGUCCUUUAACUGCCACUAACAUCCCAUUCCAAUAUGCACAUUUAAAUAUGACAAGGAUUUUCCCUAUGUCUGACUGACGCAUUGCUCAGUCUUGAGGAGCAAAAAGACUGAUUCAAGGAGACCAAACUCCUAUGGACAAUUGUCAGUCUUCAAUAUCAAAGGAUAUUGGCUUGCCUAAAACAACAAAAAGGACACCCCUACCACAAAGGCACUUUUUACGUCACAUAAAACUGUCCAUUAGCUGGAAAUUAUGUGUUAUCAUUUUUGAAAGGGACCAAUCAGUUAAAUGUUCCCCCUAACACAAAGGCCGACACUGCCAAUUAGGCACAAGAUUCCCCAGAUGCAUACUGCCCCAUCUCUCUCUUGUCCCUCUUGCUGCCAACGACUGCUUCAUUGGCAAGUCGAUGUCAAGAUAAGGAUGGCCCAUCAGGGGAGCCCUUAGGCAAAGGGGAAAAUGAGAAGAAAUGGACCAAGAGUAGAGAAAGUGUGGAAGUGUACAAAGAGAACAAAUCUAUAUUUUGAUAAACAAAUCAACUAUCCAUGGCUUCGGAGAAAGUUUCUGAACAGAAAAGGCCCAGAAUGGAAGAAAGAAAGAAAGGAAAAAAAAAACAUCAGAUGCAAAUGUGAAUAGAAAAUUUGGCAUCAUGAAAUG